CGAGGGACCGUGGUGUACGGCAGAGUAGGAUUUUCGCCCUAUCGGCCAUUUACCGCCAUCGUGGACGACGCAGAGAGCAAUGCGCUUGUAAUACUAGUACGAAAGAGAUAAAUCCGACUCGCAAAAUUGCAUUCGUAUUCAUUGACCGCGAUACGCGAUCCGCGCGAGUCCGUAAGUAGUUACAGGCCGAGUCGAGGCCGCCGCCGCCGCCGUCGUUGAGUAACGCCCAGGGGAGGAAGCAGCUCUAGGAAAGAAGAGAGCGAAAGAGAAGGCAAGAGGUGUAGAGAGAAUUGACGACAGCUUCCGUGUCAAAAUGCCACCACUCAAAGGAGAAACAAAUCCCCCUAAACCGGAAGAAGAAAAACCAUCGAACGUUGAUGCAAACGUGUCCGAUAUAUCUUUUCCUGAUGGUUAUGACACAAGCUCUCAAGAAAAUGAUGUUAUAAUUACAACUAAACCUACACAGAAGGCCAUCGACGAACUUAAAACGAUAACGAAUACUUUCGUAGAAGAAACAGGAAUACCAUCAUGGGGUCUUGUUGCUAUUUUAAUAGGAGUAGGCAUAAUUGUUCUCGGAAUCUGCUUUUGCUGUAUACGAAGAUGCUGCCGCAAACGACGUUCAAAAGAUGGCAAGAAGGGAUUAAAGGGCGCGGUGGACUUAAAAUCCGUGCAGCUUUUGGGAAGUACGUACAAAGACAAGGUCCAGCCGGAUAUGGAAGAAUUGACAGAUAAUGCCGAAGAACCAGAUGAAGCUGAGAGUAAACAAAGCGAAGUGAAGCUUGGAAAACUACAAUAUAAGCUCGAAUACGAUUUUAAUUCAAACAGUCUAUCUGUGACGGUAAUACAAGCGGAAGAAUUGCCUGCAUUAGACAUGGGUGGCACAUCAGAUCCAUAUGUAAAAGUAUAUUUAUUACCAGAUAAAAAGAAAAAGUUUGAGACAAAAGUUCAUAGAAAGACAUUGAAUCCAGUCUUUAAUGAAACUUUUACAUUUAAGGGUGUUCCUUAUGCCGAUGCUAUGAAUAAAACUCUAGUUUUCGCUAUCUUCGAUUUUGACAGAUUUUCGAAACACGAUCAAAUCGGUGAAGUAAAAGUACCGCUCUGUCAAAUAGAUCUAGCGCAAACGAUUGAAGAAUGGAGAGAACUGCAAAGUGUAGAAGGUGAAGGUGGACAGGAUAAUAAACUGGGUGACAUAUGCUUCUCAUUGAGAUACGUACCGACGGCUGGAAAGCUUACUGUGGUUAUUUUGGAAGCUAAGAAUCUAAAGAAAAUGGAUGUUGGUGGCCUCUCAGAUCCUUAUGUUAAAAUUGCGUUGAUGCAGAAUGGAAAGAGGUUGAAGAAGAAGAAAACGUCGAUCAAGAAAUGCACUCUUAAUCCAUAUUACAACGAAUCAUUCACUUUCGAGGUACCUUUUGAACAGAUACAGAAAGUACAACUCGUGGUUACCGUAGUGGAUUACGAUCGUAUUGGCACAUCAGAACCGAUCGGGAAGGUAGUCUUGGGAUACAAUGCGAGUGGAACGGAAUUAAGACACUGGUCCGAUAUGUUGGCGUCUCCCAGGCGCCCGAUCGCGCAGUGGCACACAUUGAAAGAUCCUGAAGAUGGAGAUAAGAAGGAUUAAGAACAUUGAUUUUCCAAUUAAGAUAUAUACGGAUAAUUGAUCGAGAAAAGAGAAACGAAGAAGUGAUAGAAAGAAAGAAAAGAGGAGAAAGAAAAAAUCUAUAGGAAAAGAUUAAACAAAUCCAUAUUUAAUAGAUAUUAAUAAUCUAUGAUAAACGAUAAAAAUACCAAUACCAUGAAGGAGAGAUUUAACAUUAAAAUAAUAUGUUCUCACAAGGAGAAUGUAGUGUCUUGUAUAUAUACAUAUAUCUAAAAUACUUCUCUCUGUAGGUGUUAAAUGAUUUCAAUUAACGCAUCCUUUUUGAAAUAGAGCAAGGAAAAUGUUAAAGAUUAAAAAAAAUGCUUCAAAAAAAUAUCUAUAUCAUUAUCUCUUAGAUAGGCUUCCAUCUUGAUUCGUUCAUUUGAUUCGUUCACAAAUUUUCGUAAUAUACUUUUUAAAUACAUUAUUCAUGUUACGAAUAUAUAUAUAUAUAUGUAUGUAUGUAUAUGUAUAUGUAUACACACACAUACAUACACACACACACACACACACAUAUAUAUAUAUAUAUCAGUUGUAUCGUCCGUAAAAAUAGCGGCAUAAUCUUCUUCCAAGGGAAGAAACAUAUAGCGAUGAUGGUGCGAACAUUACAGUUAUGAAUAAUAAUAUACCCCAAAGAGUGACUCAAGAAUCAGCCCGAAAUCCGCCUAUUUGGGCGCCCCCGAAAUUAGACUUCAAUUUGAUGAUAAAAGUUAGUUCGUGACAAGACAUGAACUCCCUGAAAGUUUCAGAUUGAUCCGACUUCUAAUCGUUGAGAUAUGAGAGUUUAAUUAAUUCGUGCUGACUGUGGAUAAACUGUUAUUUAUUUCAAUAUUCGACAAAUUUUAAACUGCUUUUAAUUUUUAAUUUCAAGUUAUUUUUUCAACCUGACUCAGAUAUGACUACGUCCACCUCGUUGUUCCUAAGUAAUGCUAAAAGUAGGGAUGACUUUCUUUUUUUCUUAAUUCAUUCGGUUGAAAGCCAAGAAGACUCGAUGAUAUUUUAAAAUCCAAAAGUAAUGAAGUGAUUCUAUUAUCACAUUCCAAUUCAACAUUGAAAAAUUCUAUAGCAAAAGAUAACUUACACUGAUGCAGCGAUAAAGUUGAACGUUUCUCGAAUAUUAAAAUAAAAAAUAGUCUAUUUACAGUAAAUACAAAUUAGCAGUUUAAUUUCUUAUAUUUUAGAGAUGAAAAGUCGGAUCAACAUGAAACUUCUAGAGAUUCAAUGUCUUAUCAUAAACUAACAGUUAACUUUAAAUUUAAAUUCGAUGUCAAGGACGCCCAAACAGGCGGAUGUUUGAGUUACUCUUUGUAAAAGAUCUUACAUAUGGAAUUGUAAUCUGUAAAUUAAAGAACUCAAUAAAAAGGAAAAAUAAUAACAAAACUACAAAAUUGCAAAAUGGUAUUUAUAAUACUGAAAAAGCUAUUUAUAAAAUUGAAAAAGCUCAAUAUAAAAUUACAAUAUUUUUUUCAUAAAAGCAUCUUUUACACUUUUGUAGAAAAAUAAUUUUAUAUAUGCUUGAUAUGUUUAAUUUACGUAUAUAUUUUUGCCUCUCACGCCGUUUUUCCUUUUACCGAGUCCUUUAGUGAGACAUUGAUGUGGACCGUCGUUCAUAUCACUUUUUCUUGUUAUUUAUAUGUUUAUUUUGAAUUUUGGUCUCUAAAAAAUCGAAAUUGCAUCGCGCACUGAACUCUCCCAUGCACUUGAAAGAUUAAAGCGCGGGUUGAUGAAUAUGUGCAUAAACGUAGUGUUAGAAACAGUGAACGUUUUUCCGUAUUAAUAUUCGAUCGAGUGCAACGGCGCGCAAUGUAUGCAACGCGUUGUGCAACACGCGAGAAAUAAUGCUUCAAUCUGCGAUGUAUUUUCGUGUACUAUAGUUAAGCACAGAUUAUGCACCAUUUGUACGGAAAAUUCACGAUGUAUUAAGAUGAAACAAAUAUAACCUGACCACGCGAGGCGAAUUAUCGCUCGAUUUAAGUAUAUUAGACACUGAUUCGGAGCACUUAGAUCCAGUUACUCGCGAAAAUGACUUCCUACAAUUAAAUAAAAAGACACGAAUUUGUAAUUUGACGAUAUUUUACAUGUAGUAAGUACGUACAGUAACAUACAUGAAUAGAGAGUCUGUGAAUUUAUUAUAUAAAGCUAUAUAUAAAAUCUAUAUUCUAUUGUUAUAUUCUUUUCAUUAUCACGUUACAUUAAAUUGCGUAUAAAAAAUUGUAUUAUUUGUUAUUAUUUUAUUUGCGGGUGUUAUGAUUAUAUUUUGUUACAUAAAGCAUUUUUUUAAAUAUACGCAUGUGACUUUGAUGGACUUAUUAUUGUUAAAUGUUAAAUGUAGAUAUAAGAUAAUUUGUUGACAGUUUUUAUCGCAGACAUGUUGAUUGUCAUAUUUAUGAGUCUUUCUAGUUUAGAUUAUAUAGACAAACGCGAAACGCUUUGAUCAAUGAACCAUACUCAAACAAAACCAUCAAUUUUCGAAGAAGAAGUCGCAUAUCGCGCUCGACGUAAGCGAGCAUUAGCUUUUUACGUGUAACAAUGCAAUUUUCUACUCACUGUCACCCAUUAUACGUAUACACACAACAUAUACGUAAUAUACAUGAUAUCGGGAAUUAUAGCUGCUGUGAAUUAUAUUGCUAUCGUGUUAACCAUAAAUCACAAACAGGCCUAUUCCUUUUGUGUUAAUGAUCCGUUAGUUAACAGUAUCGCAGAAUUAAAAUAACAAACAAAAUUUAUGCCAAUAUUAUUGGAUGCUUCCAAAGAAUAUGUUUAUGUAAAAAGAUAUGAUUAAUAUAAAAUAUGGAAAAAA
Monomorium pharaonis (pharaoh ant) is the source of this 4436-nucleotide messenger RNA. RefSeq names its product synaptotagmin 1 (gene Syt1). Gene Ontology annotation, biological process: regulation of calcium ion-dependent exocytosis; calcium ion-regulated exocytosis of neurotransmitter; regulation of dopamine secretion. The record is from RefSeq and is a predicted model, not a curated record. Gene Ontology annotation, cellular component: axon; synaptic vesicle membrane; dense core granule. The transcript is spliced from 10 exons. The coding region runs from base 314 to 1618 and encodes 434 amino acids. Gene Ontology annotation, molecular function: syntaxin binding; phosphatidylserine binding; calcium-dependent phospholipid binding. NCBI's taxonomy places the organism in Eukaryota, Metazoa, Arthropoda, Insecta, Hymenoptera, Formicidae.